Molecule: messenger RNA, 6799 nt
Organism: Psammomys obesus (fat sand rat)
Lineage: Eukaryota; Metazoa; Chordata; Mammalia; Rodentia; Muridae
Gene: Gas7
Product: growth arrest specific 7
Exons: 14
Coding region: 1-1431 (476 amino acids)
Biological process (GO): actin filament polymerization; neuron projection morphogenesis
Cellular component (GO): actin filament; plasma membrane; cytoplasm
Molecular function (GO): actin filament binding
Source: RefSeq, a predicted model, not a curated record
AUGGCCGGCGCUCGCUGCCGGACCCUGUACCCCUUCUCCGGGGAGCGGCACGGCCAGGGGCUGCGCUUCGCAGCGGGAGAGCUGCUCACGCUGCUCCAGGUCCCGGACGGCGGCUGGUGGGAAGGCGAGAAGGACGACGGGCUUCGUGGCUGGUUCCCCGCCAGCUACGUGCAACUGCUGGAGAAGCCUGGGAUGGUCCCCCCUCCGCCGGGAGAGGAGAGCCAGACCGUCAUCCUUCCACCCGGCUGGCACAGCUACUUGUCUCCUCAGGGCCGCCGUUACUAUGUCAACACGACUACCAAUGAGACCACCUGGGAACGGCCCAGCAGUUCUCCUGGGAUUUCAGCCAGCCCUGGCCCUCACAGGAGCUCUCUGCCUCCAACAGUGAAUGGACACCAAGCAUCAGGGACCCUGGCGCACCCUCCAGAGACUGCCCACAUGAGUCUCCGAAAGUCCACCGGUGAUUCCCAGAACCUGGGAUCCUCGUCGCCAGGCAAAAAACAGAGCAAGGAAAACACCAUCACAAUAAACUGCGUGACGUUCCCUCACCCAGACACAAUGCCUGAACAACAGCUGCUCAAGCCGACUGAGUGGAGCUAUUGUGACUACUUCUGGGCGGAUAAGAAGGACCCCCAAGGCAAUGGCACUGUGGCUGGCUUCGAGCUACUGCUGCAGAAGCAGCUGAAAGGCAAACAGAUGCAGAAGGAGAUGUCCGAGUUCAUCCGGGAAAGGAUAAAGAUUGAAGAGGAAUAUGCAAAGAACCUGGCUAAGCUCUCUCAGAACUCCUUGGCUGCCCAGGAGGAAGGCUCUCUGGGAGAGGCCUGGGCCCAAGUAAAGAAGAGCCUGGCAGAUGAGGCUGAAGUUCAUCUCAAGUUCUCCGCCAAGCUCCACAGCGAGGUGGAGAAACCCCUGAUGAACUUCCGGGAGAACUUCAAAAAGGACAUGAAGAAGUGUGACCACCACAUCGCUGACCUCCGCAAGCAGCUGGCCAGCCGCUAUGCCUCUGUGGAGAAGGCCCGCAAAGCCUUGACAGAGCGGCAGAAAGACCUGGAGAUGAAGACCCAGCAGCUGGAGAUCAAGUUGAGCAACAAGACCGAGGAGGAUAUCAAGAAGGCGCGAAGGAAGUCCACUCAGGCUGGAGAUGACCUCAUGCGCUGUGUGGACCUCUAUAACCAGGCCCAGUCCAAGUGGUUUGAAGAGAUGGUGACCACCACACUGGAGCUGGAGCGGCUGGAGGUGGAGCGGGUGGAGAUGAUCCGACAGCAUCUGUGCCAGUACACACAGCUGCGGCACGAGACGGACAUGUUCAACCAAAGUACAGUGGAGCCUGUGGACCAACUGCUGCGAAAAGUGGACCCAGCCAAAGACAGGGAGCUGUGGGUCAGAGAGCACAAGACCGGCAACAUUCGCCCCGUGGACAUGGAGAUCUAGGUGCAGUGUGGCCCUGGGGGUCCUACUGAGGAGAGGGGCCGGGGUCCAUGGAGAAGGGGUGUGUCUGCCCUAUGACCUGCUGACCUGUCCCCGGAGGAAAAGAGCCGCUGAUGCCAGAAGGAGGGCCCAGCCAGGGGCUCCCAAACCUUCCCAGGCCAUAAAGAUGGACCCACAGCCCUGAGUCCAUCUCGAAGACUGAAGCCUCCCCCACCUCAACUCCCAUGCUGUGUUUGUCAGUCUGAGAGCAAACUAAGGCUAGAACCUUGGGGUCCCUGCUGAGUACCACAGGGGUGGCCAUCACACACCUGUGCCCCAGGUGUCCAAGGCCUGUCCUCCAGCUGGCAUCUCAUCCCCAGGAUUAUGAAAGAAGAAGGGAGGGGGUCUCUGUCUCCAAACAACGUCAGGAUCAGAAUCAAGGAUAGGAGGCACAGGGCAGCUCACAGCCCACACCCACAACCUUUUUCAGCCCUCCCUACUUUCCCCCAUUGCAUUUUGGGAGCCCACAUCUAUUUUCUUUUCAUCCCAACAUGGGGCGGAGGGUGUCUUCCCAAUCCAAAUCUGGAGAGGUCAAGAUGGAACUACCUCAGUUGGCACAACCAUAUCAUGGCCCCCUUCGGUUUCAGAUCAGGCAUUGGCUGUAAAGUCUACCACGGAAGUCCCAGCCUACCCUUCUCUCGGGCCCCUUUCUCAAGGAUGGAGCUCUCCACCUCACCCAGGCUCCCUUUCCCAGACUCAACAGAGGCUGUUUUCCAAAAGUCCUCAGGCAGCUGUGUAAAUGUUCAAAGGCUUUGGGGGUCAAGUCUCAGAAAGCCUUGCCUGCCACAAGCCCUCCCCCGCCCCCACCCCUCAACUCCAUGACAGCCGUGGCCAGCGCUCUCCCAUGUGGGAUGGCUGUGAGAGGCAGGCUAGCUUAUUCCGUGACGGCUCCUGCUGCGGGUGUGCAUGAUGGGGUAGGAACCGCUGUCCCCACUACUGGCACUGCUCAGUAGUGCAGAUUCUCAGGGCUGUAGGUUGUUGGCACCCAGGAAAAGAAGGACCUCUAGGAAGUCCCACAGUGAGCAGCGGGGCGGAGUCUAGCUGGGAACUGGUGCCCAGAGCGGGGGAUGGGGGGAGGGUUGGGGGCGGCAUCUUUCCUCCUCUUUUCCACAGAUGACUUUGUAUUUGACCUUCCCGUCUCCCUAAAGUACAGAAGCCUCUGAACACAGCUCACAUCUUUGAGUCUCACAUGCAAACAGCAGACAGCUUUCUCAGACCUUUGGGCAGCUCAUCCACAGAGCCGUCUCUCAUGGUUGGUAGGAAGACUCCCAAUACACUAAACCCAACUAAGCACUGUCGCCUUCCUUACUGGAACAUGUCAGCCACAAAGGCCACCGUGAGGGCAUUUCACCAACCUGCGCCCAGCAUUCCGGGGCUCAGCAUGGACCAUGCCACCAGCUGCCAGUAUUGGGAUCCUAUUUCUUGGUUUCCUUAUUUUAAAAAAGGGUGCUAGUGGUAAUUUGCUUUGUGGCUUAGCAACUUAGCUUGUGGAUGAUGCUAAAGUUCCAAGUCUUGUCAUACACAGGAGUUUGGGUACCACAGUGUGGCUCAUGGCUUUGUUCCCUCACCCCCAUCCAAAGCGUUCAGGGUCCCCUAGGAGGUCGCUUCCUCCAGCACAAGCCCAGUUGGCCGAUGUGAACCAGGUCAGUCUGAAGCCAUUUUCCUUCACUGUCACCUCAUCUCCUUCUCAAUCUACCCACACUCACCUUUCCCUUCUUUUUCCCAAGUCUUUCCAUUGCUCAUUUGUGAAGCAUUUUGCUAUAGACCAGCUCAUCUGAAGACAAGCUACAGCUCUGACAUGGCCUGUUUUGUAUAGAAUCGGCUCUUCCUGGCACAGUCUUGGCUCUCCCUCCUCGCACUCAGCCCGUGUGAGUUUCUCAGAGGUACCGGAUGUAUGCUGGUUUAUCUGCAUCUGUUUGUCUGCUCACUCAUUUUCUCAGUGAAUGCUUUGAGUACCGGAACUAGUCUUGUGCUGAGAGGAACUCUCGGCCCCCAGCCUCAGGUAUACAGGUGUGUAUACCUGCAUUGAAAGAGCACUGCACUUCCCUCCCACCCACUGGGAUUCUCCAAGUACUAGAGGAUUCUGACCCAGCAUCGAGAUUUGAGUCACCUCACUAGCAAACUCUCAGCUUAUACCCAGCUCCAAUUGGUUUUCAGUAUGAUUCUUCGUAGGAAGAGAAAGAACAUGGAGGAGGAGGGUGCCAGGAAAUGACACCAGGCAGGGUAGAGUCCAGUGUCCAGCCACCUUCACAGCACUCUGUGGAGGAGGAAAUCAAGACAAUUAAAUCCGAGAACCUGCAAGUCCCUGCCAGGGUUGAGGCUAAAGCUGCUGUUGGGGUCCUUGGUCCCUAGGCAGUGCUGGGACCAAGAGUCACACGUGUCUGGGCCAGUGCUCUACCACUUAGCUGCGCCCACCCCUGUGAUCUUGCUUCUGUGGACACGUCGGUACAUGAAUUCUGAGAGGAUUUGGCGGGUCUGUUCAGAGUGGGCGGGCAUCCAUUGUCCAGGCUGAGAGCAGCCGAGCCCUUUCUACCUGCCCCCACCUAGGAGUGCCAACGCUCUUCAGCUUUGUCUGCAAAACCUGAUUUAAAAAAAAAAAAAAUACUCUAAAAUGAAUGAUGUAAAAAAAAAAAUGGGUUAGUUGCCAUGGCAACCUUUCAUUAUUUUCUAGUACUUUUGAACAGUCCCACGGUGCGCAGGCCAGCUGAAGGAUGUGGAUGGCAGCCCAGGGCUGUCUCUGCUACGGGGGCCUGCCUUUCUACCUCCACACAGGACCCCAUGGGCUCAGGAGGAUCUCUGCAACGGUUGGCUAUAGCUGAAGCAAAGUAUCCAAAUUCAUGACAGGGGUUUGUGUGAAUUCCCUCUGUAAAAUCCAACCAGUUACCAGGAGAGUGGAUGGGUACAUCAAAGUUUUGGCUCAGCCGAAGCCCCUUCCUGGAAACACAAGCCAUAACAUUCAGAAGGUGUCAAAAGACCUUGGCUUGUUUGGGGGUUUGCUCCUAGCUGUGAGUGGCCUGGACAAGAAGUUAAAGGGAGUCUAAAGACCUGCUGCUACUAUGACACUAAGAGAGGUGUAUUAAGGAUACAAAGUAGGAGAGCAGGUCAGCUGCCUGAUGGCUUAGCCGAGAUACCCCCUCAUUCCCACACUUGUUCCCCUACCAAAAAGUAUCCCUCCACCCUCCUUUACAAGGUAAUUGAGAUGUGACUAAAAUAUAGCAAAAUUGGCGCAUUCAAAGAAUGUGUGUCUUUGGACCUUAACAUGUACGAUGGUGUCAGCCACAACAAAGGGUGGCGUCAAUGUCCCUGUCCCAAUAGUUUUGCCUUUCUCUGCAAUGACGUGUAAUUGGAGUCAUGCUGAUAUAACCUUCUGGGUCAGCCAUGAUGUCAUGCGUGUCAGCAGAGGGUCCUCUCAGCGCUGAGUAGCAUUCUAUCAUAUGGGUGGUCCCCAGGAUUUCCUUAGUUCUGAAAUGAGGGUUGUUGUUUUUUUUGUUGUUGUUGUUUUUGUUUUUUGUUUUUUUUUUAAUGCUCUAGAAGUCAUAGUCCCAGACCUCCAGUUUGUUUGUAAAACUGCUUCCAACCCACACCGCUUUCUGCUUUACCAGGCUCCUUCCCCAGACACCAGCCGUGUCCUCGGCUGGUUUUACAGGCACCUUGUUGCUGAUUCUAGUUGGGGGUCAGUGCAGAAAGCAGGAAGGGGCAGCCACAGAGUGUCACCCUGCACUGUCGAGGUGCAAGAAGACCCUUCCCCUCAUGGGGCUGUCACCUCAGUCCGAGGGGCCCUGUCGUUUAUUGAACAUUGACCCUUGGGCACAGCCUGACCCUUCCCUGAAUCUUUGUGCCAUCUGCCACUGGAGGGUGCUUAUUCUAGAAGGCUCCUGUGUUCUCUCUCCAUCCUGAGCUCCUCCCCCACCCCUUGCUUAUUAGCACCCUAUGCACGUGGUCAUAUGUGACCUGGUGUCAUCUUCUCAGCAGUGGUCAGGAAUCCUCAUGGUGGGCGCUUUUCGUGGUAGACCCAAAUGGAAAAAAAGUCAAGCUGAAAACUACUUCGUUCCUCUCAGAACUCCCCCCCCAAAGAAACGAUAAGUCAGUGCCACUACCUUCUGGGUCAGUCCCCAGGAGCCAGGACAAUGGUAAAGACAGGGCCGGCUGACCAAGCCCUUGUUGCUGGAUGUACCUUGACUUGCCAGCAGUCAUGCCGAGACUAGCUUGACCCUGCAGCCUACCAGUAGUGGCAGAGAUAGGACCAAGCCCAGCUGAGGCCAGGCCAGGCUGUGGGCAGGGCAACUGUGGGGCCUGCUCCUCAAGGCUGUCUUGCCCAGGUACUGCUGGGUGGAUCCCAGAAGGCUGUCGUGAAGAUUCAGGUAGACUGAGGCAUUCCUAGAUUCAGGUGAGGGCCAGAGCUGGGGAGCCUGAACCCAAGGGUCCCAAGAUAAAAGGAAAAGCUGCUAGGGCCCUGAGGCAGGAGAGCUCUUCACCCCUUCAACUGCGGGCUAAUUACUUCUGGAGGCAAGUUCCUGAGGUGAGGGACCUAUUUCUCAAGGGGCAAGCUCCAACAGGAGCCCCAAGAUCAAGGUUCCUCUGCCCUCAUCUUCUAGCACUGAGCGUGGCUCUCGGGGACUGAACUAUGGAGGCUUGGGCUGGGGGUGUGGGGACUGCCUUUAGACUCUUUCUGGGUUGUAUUAGGGAUACGGGCCCUUUGUGCUUGAGGAGAGUUUCCCGUCAGACUGCAGUGGUAGAGUAGGGAGGGCCAGAGCCACAGUGUGACCCUGGGGCAGAAAGCAAGAGCAGAGACAGGCCCUGCCCUGCUUCCCAGUUUGUCCUGCAGCCUAAGGUCGGGCAUCUAUGUGCUCACCUGUCCCUCCCUGCAGCCUCCUCAAUGGACAGAUUCUUGGACACAAGCUCCAGCAUUCCAAGGGACACCAUCUAAUCCAGGUGAGGGCUCCACUCUCCAUGUCUUCCCUUGCCCAGGGAAAGAGAUGUCCAGAGGCUUUCCCUUGCGACCUGAGCACAUCAGCAAACCCCAUGGAAGUGGAAUUUUCUAACAAAAUAAACUUGCUUGUUUGGUCUGUUUUCUGUAACUUUUGCUAAAUACUUUAUACAUUUUUAAUGUUGAAAAGCAGUGUCUCCUGCCAGCAUUCCUCUCCUGGGGAUGAAUGUUUAUUCCACGCUGUAUAUCUUUUCAUGCUCCGGCUGCCUAGACCAGUAAAUAAAAUGGAUGUAAUAUAAGUUGUAAGUAACAAUGUCAAAACUCUGGUCCCAGUGGAGGCUGGAUGUCUCCCCCACCCCAUAACAGCAUCUGUGUGUAUUAAUUCUGAAGAAUUAAAUGUUUAAA